Molecule: messenger RNA, 153 nt
Organism: Mastomys coucha (southern multimammate mouse)
Lineage: Eukaryota; Metazoa; Chordata; Mammalia; Rodentia; Muridae
Product: keratin-associated protein 20-2-like
Exons: 1
Coding region: 1-153 (50 amino acids)
Source: RefSeq, a predicted model, not a curated record
AUGUGUUACUAUGGAGGAUAUUAUGGAGGCCUGGGCUAUGGCUAUGGAGGCUUAGGCUAUGGCUGUGGCUACGGCUGUGGCUAUGGUGGCUAUGGCUAUGGCUGCUGCCGCCCACUGUGCUGUAGAAGAUACUGGUCCUGUGGCUUCUACUGA